AGUUCUUUCUUCUUUUUUUCGAGGAAACAAUUGCAGGGAAUCGAUCUCGGAUUCUAUUUUUCACUUCCACUUUCAGAAUGUUGAGAGAUUUCAAAUUCUUGAGGCGAAACUCGAGCAAGAACGAGGAAAUCGAGAAUGUACCAGUGAACCCUAGCGACUCACUAGCUUCUCAACCGAGCAAUGAUGGUUCAAGUAGAGCUCCUCUCAACACGAUUCAAGAUCCAACGCCAAACCCUAAAUCAGAACCAGAUGAAAGCAUUCGAAGCCGAGUCGAUAAAACCCCUACUAAGCCCAAACCUAAACUCCCUGAUUCGACUUUGCCACUUAAAACCCCAGAUAAACAUGGAUUUUUGUCGAAAAAGAGGUUUGGUUGGGCGAAGAAUGAGGCGGUGGAAUCUGAUUUGCGAAAUGGGGGGAUGACGAAUAUGACGCCAAGGGUGAGUAGGGGAAUAGGGAGGGCCAAUUCUAGUUGUUAUUCGGAAAGCAAUUCGACACAGAGUACGCCGACGAAGAGCGUAAGUAAGCCUCCGGCUUCGGGUUUUAGGAACAAAUUUGAUGGGAAUGGAGGGAUGCGUGGAGGGAAUUUCGCUGCAUUGUAUAAAGGAGUGCCUAGUUCUUCUUCUUGUGGUCCGCCUACUGUUGUGAAUACUGUUGAAGUUCCUCACUUUGACCUUAAAGAAGACCCGUCUUUUUGGAUGGAUCACAAUGUACAGGUUCUUAUUCGUGUCCGUCCUCUCAAUGGCAUGGAGAAGAGCACACAUGGCUAUAACAGAUGUUUAAAACAAGAAAAUUCUCAAAGCAUCGCUUGGAUUGGGCAACCAGAAACUAAAUUCACGUUUGAUCAUGUGGCAUGUGAGACAGUAGAUCAGGAAAUGCUUUUUCGGAUGGCUGGUCUGCCAAUGGUGGAAAAUUGCUUAUCUGGCUAUAACAGCUGUAUGUUUGCCUAUGGCCAGACAGGAAGUGGAAAGACCUAUACGAUGCUUGGUGAGAUUGAAGAUUUGGAAGUCAAGCCAAGUCCACAACGGGGAAUGACACCACGGAUAUUUGAGUUUUUGUUUGCUAGAAUUCAAGCUGAAGAGGAAAUCCGAAGGGAUGAGAAGUUAAAAUACAAUUGCAAGUGCUCUUUCCUUGAGAUUUAUAAUGAACAAAUAACAGAUCUUCUUGAUCCCUCUGCUACCAAUUUGCUUCUGAGGGAAGAUGUUAAGAAAGGGGUGUACGUGGAAAAUCUCUCUGAAUUUGAAGUUCAGACAGUGGGUGAUAUUUUGAAGCUUUUAACCCAGGGCUCUUUAAAUAGGAAAGUUGCAGCGACAAAUAUGAAUAGGGAGAGCAGUCGUUCACAUAGUGUUUUUACAUGUGUAAUUGAGAGCAGGUGGGAAAAGGAUUCCACAACUAAUUUGCGGUUUGCAAGAUUAAACCUGGUUGAUCUUGCCGGUUCGGAAAGGCAGAAAACUUCUGGUGCUGAGGGUGAGCGUUUAAAGGAAGCAGCUAGCAUAAACAAAUCUUUGUCAACGCUAGGUCAUGUAAUUAUGAUUCUUGUGGAUGUGGCUCAUGGAAAGACACGGCAUGUUCCUUAUAGAGACUCAAAGCUCACAUUUCUUCUUCAGGAUUCACUUGGUGGAAAUUCAAAAACAAUGAUAAUUGCUAAUGUCAGCCCUUCUGUCUGCUGUGCAACUGAAACCCUGAACACUCUAAAGUUUGCUCAGCGAGCAAAAUUAAUUCAAAACAAUGCUGUGGUGAAUGAAGAUUCCACAGGAGAUGUCAUUGCACUACAAAACCAGAUACGACUUCUAAAGGAAGAGCUUGGUGCUCUUAAAUGUCAGAAUGUAUCCCGAUCUCUGUCGUUUGGUCCAACAAUCAGUGGUACAAUGCAAUUAGAAGAAAAUCCUUCUGAUGAUAUCACAUAUGAAGUGGGUCAACAACAAGUUGAUGAUUUACUUGGAUAUGAAUCCAGAAGCAUUGUGAGAAUGUCCAGUAAGCAGUUAAAAUCUUUGGAGACAACACUUGCUGGUGCUUUGAGAAGGGAGCAAAUGGCAGAAACUUGUAUCAAGAAGCUUGAAGCAGAGAUUGAACAGUUGAAUCGUUUGGUUCGUCAAAGAGAGGAAGACACUAGAAGCUCUAAAAUGAUGCUUAGGUUUCGGGAAGACAAGAUUCAAAGAAUGGAGUCACUUGUUCGUGGCUCAUUACCUGCGGAUUCUUUUUUAUUCGAAGAGAAUAAAGCACUCUCAGAAGAGAUUCAGUUACUUCAAGCUAAAGUUGAUAAAAAUCCUGAAGUAACUCGUUUUGCUUUGGAGAAUAUAAGACUUUUAGACCAACUUAGAAGAUUUCAAGAAUUCUACGAAGAAGGAGAAAAGGAGAUACUCUUAGAGGAAUUAUCCAAACUGCGGGAUCAGCUCCUUCAAUUUCUUGAUGGAAAGUCUAAGCAGCAUAGCUACCCAAGCUCAGAUGAUCAGUUGCAGGAGGUUGUUCGCAUCAGCAAAGAAAAUAACUCUCUACAGUUAGAGUUGAAAAGCACUCUCAAUGAGUUAGAAGAAUGCAGGGACAACCUUAAUUCUUGUUUAGAGGACAAAGCAAAACUUAGUAGAGAAAUUAACGAUUUACGUACUAUGUUAAAUAGCCUCAAGUCUUCAGCUUGUCAUCAAGAUGGCAACAUCAAGACCAUAAAGGGUUCAGAUCGAAAUGGGGAUCUGAAGGAGAUGAAUCCUAUUCAGACAAUGAAAAAUGCGGAGCAAAUUAUGGAUUUGCAGUUGGAAUUGGAUAUACUGAAGAUUAUUCUUCAAGAAGAGAAAACAACUCAUGACGAAGUUGAAGAAAGGGCAAAGUGCUUGGCUAGAGAUCUUGAGAUAGCACAAGGCAAGCUUUUGCUGCUGAGCAAACAAGUUGAAGAUGCAAAUGGUGAACUAAAAGAGGCAAAGUCUGUAAUUGAAGCACUUGAGUCCCAGCAAAUUUUGUCAAUCAAUGAGAUGGAGGACCUGAGGAAAAGCAAUAGUCAUUUUGUGAAGCUUUUGAGUGAACAAGAAGUUGAAAUUGUUGCCUUGAAAGAGCAACUUUCCAGUAGAGCGUUUAGAGAUCACCCACCUCCUGAAAAGAUGGAGAGUGAAGACUCUGCCCUCCAGCGGAAACUGAAGAGGAUGCAUGCCUCUCUUGAGAAGGCCAAGAAAAUGAAUAUGUGGUACCAAAGUGAUCGUGCUUAUUUGGCAUCUAACGAAGAAGAAAUGGAUGAAACUCGUCGGCAGGCUGAAGCUGAAACUGCUGAGGUGAUUGUCUGUUUGCAGGAAGAACUUACUAUUCUUCAGCAGCAAGUCCAAGAUUGUCAUUUGAAAGAGAUGGAGGCUCAAAAAGGUGCCACCAUUUUAGAAACUGAGUUGAAGGAGUUGCAAGAAAAGGCAUAUAUGUUGACUGAAGAUAAUAAACAGUUACAUGAAAGGCUUGAAAUGAAAGAGAUGGAGGCUCAAAAAGGUGCCACCAUUUUAGAAACUGAGUUGAAGGAGUUGCAAGAAAAGGCAUAUAUGUUGACUGAAGAUAAUAAACAGUUACAUGAAAGGCUUGAAAUGAAAGAGAUGGAGGCUCAAAAAGGUGCCACCAUUUUAGAAACUGAGUUGAAGGAGUUGCAAGAAAAGGCAUAUAUGUUGACUGAAGAUAAUAAACAGUUACAUGAAAGGCUUGAAAUGAAAGAUGGGGAACUAAGAACAUUAUCAGAAGAGUGGGAACUUCUGGCUUCUGAGAUUGAAAAUAUUCUUGCUGAUGGUCAUGAGGAACUUGUUGAUGCCUAUGAUCAACUUGAUCUCAUUUCCAGUUCAUUUCCACAGAGAAGGAUUUGGAUUUCUGAGCAAGUUGGUAGGGUGGUCAGAAUACUCUCAGAAAAGGAAUUAUUGAUUGAAGAACUUGGCAGAUGCCUAGAGGAUGCAACAGAUAAAAGAAGUGAGCUGGAGUGCAUGCUGAAGUCUUUGAGAGGUGCUGCACUGGUUAUUAAUGAAGCACAGCAGCAAGAAUGCAAUGAAAAAGAGAAAGCAAUUGUUCUACUGAAGUCAGAACUAGAUGCGAAAACAUCCAUUAUAACAAAGCUGGAGGACAGAAUGAAGAUGGCUGAAGAUGACCUAAGAAAUGCAUCUGUUUGUGCAACAGUUGCUUUUGUACUUGUGAAUAGAUUAGCAGAGGCAAACCUUAAUCAUCUCAAUGCAUUGAAGGAUAAGGACGUAUGCCUUGCAGAAUCAGCAGAGAUGAUCUUGAGUAAGGACUCUAUUCUCAUUGAUCAAGCUGCCAUGAUUGAAGAAGCUGAAAAACAGAUUCGUUCCCUUCAAAGUGAGGUUGCAAAGUCAGAGGAAGCCUGUGCUGAAUUUGGGCAGAGGCUUUUGGAGGAGGAGCAGCGUGCUGCUGCUAUGAAACAAAAGCUUGAAGAUAUGGAAGAGAAUGACAUUUUGAAGACACACGAGAAGCUGUCUGAGCUAAGAACUGGUGUAUCCACACUCAGGGCUCAUGUAGGCAUGUAUAGAGAUUGUGGGAGAAGUCCUGAAAGAAGUGUCAGAGAAAGACUUUAUACCUCUGAUGAUGGCAGUGAUGAAAGACGGUCAAAUGUAGGGACAGAUGACAAGGACUUGCACUCUGUUCAGGAGCUGGAAACUGAUAUAUCUGAUUGUUCCUUUAAAGUUGGAGAGAGUCUGCAUGGAUCUCCAUGUAAUGAGAAACGUAUGGGGUUUAGAAGAACUUGCAUGAAUGUGUGUGACAGAGAAGUGACCAUUAUUCUUCUGAAAAAGGAAAUAAAAUCAGCCAUGGAAAGCUUAAAAGAGGUUCAAGCUGAGAUGGGCGAAAUAAGGGAUGAAAAAGAGGAGAUCCAGUUGUCUGAGAAACAGAGCAAGAAAAGCCUAAGGUGCCUCACAACACACGUAAUUGCUCUGGAAGCAACAAUGAAUGAAUUCGGAAAGCUGUGUGAACUCAAGAUUGGAGCUGUCAAUCGUAAGAUAAAUACAUUUGAGCAAUCCAUGCAAGAAAUAAGAACUCAUUGGUGCCAGACAAAAGAGUUUUUUGAACUUGAAGUUGGUGAUGCAAAGAUGAUUGCAACUCAGAAAGCUGCAGAGGCUUCUUGUAUUCUUGCUAAAUUUGAGGAGGCACAAGAUACCAUAACAGAAGCAGAUAUUAUGAUCAAUGGGCUCAUGAUUGCUAAUGAAACCAUGAAGCUUGAUAUUAAAAGGCAGAAGCAAGUGGAAGCCACGCUAGUUAAUGAGAAGGAUGCGCUAGUUAAUCAGGUGCAAAGCUUGCAAUCCAUUAAUAUUGUGAAGGAUCAGCAACUUGAAAACCUAGAAGAGCAGUUUGGCUCAAGUUUGACAGAAACAACGUACCUGGUUUCUGAACUGGAGGGUCUCAUGACUGAGUUGCAAACUGCUUUCUCUCAGAAUAUCAAGGCUGUAGCUUGUGAUUGCCAUUGCCUCAAGUCUCUGCUGUUUGAUUCCGUGAAGCUUGCACGGUCAUGGCUUGAAGAUGUGUGGUCAGAGAUUAUUGUGAAGGACUGUGCUGUCUCAGUGCUUCACCUGUGUCAUAUGGGAAUUUUGUUGGAAACCUUGACAGGGCUGAAUGCGGAGAAUGGUUUGCUUCAGCAUGGCUUGUCUGAGUCAAAUGCUGUUAUAGCUGAUUUGAGGGAGCGCAAUUCCAAGUCAAGAAGAGAGCUUGAAAUGUGUAGACUUAUUAAAGGAAAGCUUCUAGCUGAUAUCAAGAAUAGUUUUGAUCGAAUAUCAAAGAAGGAAGAGGAAACUGGUGAGCUUAGUGUAAAAUUAGUCACAUUUGAGAAAAAGAUUUCUGAUUUACAGGUUCAAGAGGAAGUUAUGUUGCAAAGGUCUAACUAUAUGGGAUCUCAGCUCACAGUUCUAAUGAAGGAAUUGGAUUUGAGUAACACAAAUUUUGUAGCUUCCCUUCUUGAUCAAGAGCAACUGCUCAAAGAUAAAGAUGACCUUCUCAAAUCUCAGACCGAGAUUUCUAUGGUAGACUUGUGGAUGAAAGACUUUGAGUCUCUUAUUUUGGCAUGUGAGAUGGAACAAAUGGUUGUUCAAUUAGCUGAUUCUAAAAAAGAGCUUACCAAUGCGUAUGCUGUCCUUGAUGGUUUGGAGAAAGAAAUGAUUCUUUCAAAAGUAGAUUCAUAUUUGAAAGAACAGGUCUUGGUGGAGUGGGAAAUUGAGUUGUCUUUUACACAAGAAAAACUUGAAGAAUUGAAAAGUGAGUUAAGAAAGUUGAAGAAAGAAAACUGUUUACUUCUCCAGGAUUUGGAGGAGAAAAGAUCUGAUCUUGAAUCCUCUGUAAGUUGCCUUGACGCAUCUAAUCUGGAAAUUCACCAGUUGAAAGAAAAAACUUUUUCGUUGGAGACUUGCAUUACCGGUCUACAAACUGAUCUAGAGCUGAAAGCUGUUGAAUUGAAGGAAGUCCAACAUUCUCAAUCUAUCAUCAUGGAGGAUUUAGGUCUGAAAAGUCAUGAUUUGCAAAUUUCUGUUGAGAGAGUAAAUACUUUGAUGGAAGAGAAAGCUCUCUUGAGCAAGAAACUUAGAUCUCUUGAGAAAAAUGAGCUUCCAGCCUUCAACAAGUCAGCCUUGAAUGCUGCAAAAUGUGUUGAUUCAGUGGAAACUACAGAUAUGACACAUAGUAGGUUAUUUAGCACAGUGAAUAAAGGUGUUACAGUUGCUGAUAAAAUGUUUCAGGAGUUGCAUGAUAAUGCGAAGAGGAUAUCCAAUUUCGUAGAAGAGUUUGAGUACUUAGAGCAUCAUGCCAACAAGCUGGAAUCUGAAAACAUGACUCUCCAGGCAGAGUUAUCAAGGAAGGAUGAGGUUUUGAAAGGUCUAUUAUUUGAUCUCAGCUUAUUACAAGAGUCUGCUUCUAAUACUAAGGAUCAAAAAGAUGAAAUUGAGGAAAUGGUUUCUUCUUUGGAGGCUUUAGAAGAUGACCUUGCUGUAAAAUCUAGUGAACUUAAUGAGGCUGUUAGUCAUAGUCAAAUGCUUGAAGUGCAGCUGCAAGAAAAGCUAGACAUGAUCUCCAACCUUCAGUUGGAUAUUUCAAAUGAACGUGAGUCUUUCAAACUUCUUUGCUCUGAAAAUCAAGAGUUGAGAGCUCAUUUUGAGGAUGCCUUAGCUGCAAAAAGUUCUCUUGAAGUUGAAUUAAGAGAGAGAAAGAAGAUCAUUGAGAGCUUGGAGGUGGAACUCUCAGAAAUGAGUAAUUCCCUUUCCCAAAUGAAUGAUACCGUAGAGUCCAUGAGUAGCACUUUAAAUGAAUUUGCUGGUGAAAGAGAUCAGCUUCACAUGGAGGUGCUUAGCUUGGAAGAACAGCUUGGAAAGGCACAUGCUGAUGUUAAACAAAGUGAAGCUAUUGCUAUGGAAGCUGAAAUGAUGGCUGAAUCAAGCAAGAGCUAUGCUGAAGACAAGGAAGCUGAGGUGAAGCUAUUAGAGAGAUCUGUUGAAGAGCUAGAAUGUACUAUAAAUGUACUGGAAAACAAGGUUGACAUUAUCAAAGGAGAAGCUGAACGUCAACGAUUAGAAAGAGAGGAGCUAGAAUUAGAGCUUCAUGCUGUAAAAAAUCAGAUGCAGAAUGUUAAAAAUGCUGAUGCUGACAUGAAAAGGUGUUUAGACGAGAAGAAGAAAGAUCUUCAACAAGCCUUGGAUCACAUACAAAUUCUUGAAAGAGAUAUAUCUGACAAGGAUAAAGAGAUUGCCCAAUGCAAAACACAUAUUUCUGAAUUAAAUUUGCAUGCAGAAGCCCAGGCGAAGGAGUAUAAGCAGAAGUUCAAGGCAUUGGAAGCCAUGGCUGAACAAGUUAAACCUGAAGGCUACUUUAACCAUGCCCAAAGUCAUUCAUCGAACAAGUUAGAAAAAAAUGUGGCAAAGUCUAGAGGCUCUGGUUCCCCGUUUAAAUGCAUUGGUUUGGGCUUGGCACAACAAGUAAAAUCUGAGAAGGAUGAGGAUCUUACUGCUGCAACGCUGCGCAUUGAAGAAUUAGAAUCCUUAGCAGCAAAUCGACAGAAGGAGAUAUUUGCUCUCAAUGCAAGAUUAGCAGCUGCUGAGAGCAUGACCCAUGAUGUAAUUCGAGAUUUACUGGGAGUCAAAUUGGAUAUGACCAAUUAUGUGUCACUGUUGGAUAAUCAGCAAGUGCAGAAAAUAGCAGAGAAGGCUAGACUUAAUAGUUUAGAAUCUCAAGUGAAGGAGCAUGAGGUUGUCAAGCUUAAGCAGCAACUCAAUGAAUUUGUUGAGGAGAGGCGAGGGUGGCUUGAGGAAAUCGAUAGAAAACAGGCUGAGGUGGUAGCUGCCCAAAUAGCAUUGGAGAAGCUUCGUCAGAGAGACCAAUUGCUCAAAACUGAAAAUGAAAUGCUUAAGACGGAGAAUGUAAAUUACAAGAAGAAAGUAAUGGAACUUGAAGGAGAAGUAAAGAAGCUGUCUGGCCAGCAAAACCUCCAACAGCGAAUUCAUCAUCAUGCCAAAAUUAAGGAGGAAAACAACAUGCUAAAAAUUCAAAAUGAAGACCUCGGUGCCAAACUGCGGCGGACAGAAGUUGUCCUUUCACGUGUCAGGGAAGAGCUUGCUCAUUACCGUGCUUCUAUUGGGAAAAAUCCUCACAUUAAUUUUGACGAGGAGCAACGUUUGAAUAAUAAACUAAGGGAAUCUGAUGAUGACCGGGUGCAGUUAGCACAGAAGUUAUUGGGAUUGUGUACAAGUGUUUUAAAGGCUGCUGGUAUAACAAAACCUGUUACUGACAUCUGCCCUGCGGCCGCUGAAGAGGCACUUGAGCACCUCAAAAACAAAGUCAUCUCACUUGAACAAGAAUUGCAAAGUUUGACCCUCAAGAAUAGAAUUACCAGUGAAAGAAACAGAUUGUCAGAACUAAUGCCCCAGACUUCACCAGUAAGCUCAAGUACAGAUGAAAACUGUCAUACUCCGAGAAGGGUACCCCAAGCUCCAUUUCUUUCUACAUUAGAUCGAUAGGAGGAUGCAAUAGUAAGCAUUUUGCUAACAAAUCCAGGCUCAUUGAGAUGUACAUUAAUUUUUUUUUUAUACUUGUAUAAUAUUCCUUGUAAAUAAUGUUUCUGCCGAAAUGCAAGUCGGAAGCUGCAGCAAGUUGCGACCCAAACAGAAAUCAAAUUUAGCUUUCAAUGUAUAUUGUAUAAUUUAUUCGAUGAAAAAACAUUUUCCAUUACUUUCCACUAAUUUUUAA
This is a messenger RNA of Theobroma cacao (cacao), 9174 nucleotides long. It is a transcript of the gene POK2, whose product is annotated as phragmoplast orienting kinesin 2. NCBI's taxonomy places the organism in Eukaryota, Viridiplantae, Streptophyta, Magnoliopsida, Malvales, Malvaceae. Gene Ontology annotation, biological process: microtubule-based movement. The record is from RefSeq and is a predicted model, not a curated record. Gene Ontology annotation, molecular function: microtubule binding; ATP binding; microtubule motor activity.